CUUCUCAAUAAAAUUAAAAAUAAACCAUUCAACCCUUCAACAUCGCUACAUUGUCCCCUUGUGUUUUGUCUUUGAUAAUAGUUGUCCAUCACUCACUCACUCAUAAAACUCUCUUUCAUUCUUCCUACAAAUGUAGUCGGUAGCAAAUACACUGUACUAACAUCAAUAUUUCCAUCAAAAACAAACAAAUCAAUCAAUCAAAUGGUAUUUAUGGAUCUAAAUGAACUAAGAAAGCGAUUUUCACCUUCUAAACCUCAUUUCACUAACUCCAUUGAUGAUUCUUCUCGACCUCAAAUGUCUCGACCUUUUUUCUCCUUCAAUUUCAUAGCCUCUAAUCUUAUUAAAACUUUCGCUGCUCUUCUCAUUAUCUUGCCUGUUUUAGCUACUUUAUCUUUCGUUUAUCGCGCACCUCAAUCGGAUCAUCGUCUUUCUUCUCAUUUUGCUGAUGCUAGGGUUUUCGAUCGUAACUCAUCGCAUUCAUUUGAGUCAUCACAUGCCUCUGUGGAAGAUAAUCUGGCGGAUGACAAAUUGCUUGGUGGACUUCUGUCCUCUGAGUUUGAUGAUGCGUCCUGCUUAAGCAGAUAUCAAUCUUUCAUGUACCGGAAGGUAUCACCUUUCAAGACUUCAACUUAUCUUCUCUCUAAGCUACGGAAGUAUGAAGAGCUUCACAGGCGCUGUGGACCUGGUACUCAAGCAUACACUGAAGCUCUUCAACAACUGAAGUCUGGCAACCAGAGUGCUGUGCCUACAGAAUGUAAAUAUGUGGUCUGGAUAUCAUACAGUGGCUUGGGCAAUAGAAUUUUGACAGUGACAGCAUCUUUUCUUUAUGCUCUUCUCUCAAAUCGGGUGCUGCUUGUUGACCCAGGAACUGACAUGACUGAUCUUUUCUGUGAGCCAUUUCCAAGUACCUCAUGGUUUUUACCUCAAGACUUCCCUUUAAACAAUAAAUUCAAGGGUUUUCACCAGAAAUCUCCUAGAUGCCAUGGUCAUAUGCUGCAAAAUAAGCUUUUAAAUGCCUCAGAUGGAGAAUUACCUGUACCAUCGUAUUUAUAUCUUCAUCUGGGUCAUGAUUAUAAUGACCAUGACAAGCUUUUCUUCUGUGAUGAAGACCAAACUCUUCUUGCGAAAGUUCCGUGGCUGUUAUUGAGAACUGACAAUUACUUUGUCCCUUCUCUUUAUUUGAUCCAAUCAUUUGAGCAAGAACUAUUUAAAUUAUUUCCUGAAAAAGUAACCAUAUUUCAUCAUCUUGGUCGCUAUCUUCUCCACCCAACUAAUCAAGUUUGGGGGUUGAUUACAAGGUAUUAUAAUGCUUACUUAGCCAGGGCAGAUGAGAGGAUCGGAAUCCAGAUCAGGACAUUUGAGGAGGGACCAGGUCCGUUCCCGCACGUAAAAGAUCAAAUUCUGUCCUGUAUAUCCAAGGAGAAAUUACUCCCUGAAAUCAGCAAGGACUAUUCAUCUUUCAGUUCAUUGAAGAACCCAAGAUCCAUAGCAGUUCUCACCACAUCCUUGGAUGCAGGAUACUCCGAAACUCUGAAAGAAUUGUACUGGGAACAUCCAACUGUUACUGGAGAAGUGGUUGGAUUUUAUCAGCCAAGUCAUGAAGGGUUUCAACAAACAGAGAAGAAGUAUCAUAACAGGAAAGCCUGGGCAGAAAUGUAUCUGCUUAGUUUGAGUGAUAAGUUGGUGACAAGUGCGUGGUCUACUUUUGGCUAUGUUGCUCAAGGUCUUGGAGGGUUGAAGCCAUGGAUCUUGUACAAGCCAGAGGACAAGAAAACCCCAGAACCGGCUUGUGGUCGAGCCAUGUCUAUUGAGCCUUGCUUUCACGCGCCACCCUUCUGGGAUUGCAAGGCAAAGACAGGUAUUGAUACUGGUAAGCUCGUGCCUCAUGUAAUACAUUGCGAGGAUAUCAGUUGGGGUCUUAAGGUGGUUGAUGGCCGUGAAGAGUUAUAGGUCAGAUUAGGCAGUCAAAAUACUAGUUAGUGAUAAAUUAAAUUUCAUGAAUGAAUUAUUUCAUUUGAAAAAACAUCGUGACCCUGGGAUUCUGGAGAUGUAUAAAGUUGCAGUUUCAAUUGAUAUUGUACAUGUAGUAUCGCGUGAACAUGGCCAACUUGGGCAUCAAUUGUUAUAGCGGAGUUGAGGUCAUAAAGGCAGAGGGAAAUUAGUUUUUCACAGGUAAUAAAACCCUGUUUCUACCAUUUUCUUUCCUAUUCUGUGCUGAUCACUUAAUGCAGUUCUCCUAAAUUGGUUACUGGCAGUUGAAUGCUGACAUUGAAAAGGUCUUUUGCCGUUCUUUUGGUGGUGUAAAGACGAGCUUUUCCUGCAAUCAUGAGGUUCAGAGACCACCUCAUCUUCUGUGGUCCUUACUGCAUUAAACUGUAUGUGCCAGUACUUUUGGCGAACAUUCGAUACGUACUUAAUGAUAUGGAUGUUUUAUUUAGUUAGAUAUGUCUAAUGGUACGUACUGUGAAUUUAUAAAUGCCUGUCUUCUUCUGUCCGAGAUCAAGUGUCAAGGGUUUUGUGUUCCUUUUUUUCAUGGGGCAACGAAGUUGGUGUGUUUAUGGUGCAAUCCUUGCUGCCCUUCACUUCAGUUACUAAGUUGCUUUAGAGAUCAUAAAAAGGCAAAUGAAGUAAUCAAAUCUUCGGAACUCAUUUUCUUUUUAUCUUGUUGUAUUCGAACUUUACUUUAUUUAGUUGAAUUGAACUCAUUUUUUGUUGAAUUGAUUUAUUUUUACUAAAUUCUACUUAUAUUUGCUGAA
Beta vulgaris subsp. vulgaris (sugar beet) is the source of this 2756-nucleotide messenger RNA. RefSeq names its product galactoside 2-alpha-L-fucosyltransferase. The record is from RefSeq and is a predicted model, not a curated record. Lineage: Eukaryota; Viridiplantae; Streptophyta; Magnoliopsida; Caryophyllales; Amaranthaceae. The coding region runs from base 202 to 1950 and encodes 582 amino acids. The transcript is spliced from 2 exons. Gene Ontology annotation, molecular function: galactoside 2-alpha-L-fucosyltransferase activity. Gene Ontology annotation, biological process: cell wall biogenesis; xyloglucan biosynthetic process. Gene Ontology annotation, cellular component: membrane; Golgi apparatus.